Patiria miniata (bat star) is the source of this 3055-nucleotide messenger RNA. RefSeq lists its product as uncharacterized. Lineage: Eukaryota; Metazoa; Echinodermata; Asteroidea; Valvatida; Asterinidae. The record is from RefSeq and is a predicted model, not a curated record. The transcript is spliced from 10 exons. Bases 299 to 2848 code for a protein of 849 amino acids. Gene Ontology annotation, biological process: signal transduction.
GUUUUGUCGCGGGGGAAAAUAUAAUGAUGUCGUGCACAAUAACAAUAUUCACACAUAACUGGUAGGCCUAUAGGUCUACUUUAACCUGUUGAUGAUGGACAAAUAAUGCGGCCAUUUUCCGCGUGGAAAUUAUUGGGUUCUGACGUCGUUCACUAAGGCGUGGAAUAUUUCCAAAGAGUGACUUGCUUUGACUUUGUCUUUGGAUAACUAAACAGUGCUGGUUUUGGAUUAUUUUUUGCUGAUGGUUCUACCAUUAAAAAGGGUUUUGUCGACACGACUGCGUUUAUGAGCCAAAAAAAUGGGUAGCGGUUCAAGCAACGCGCGUAGCAAAAGCCCACCGCCAGUACCGCGUGCCAUCGGCCAACCGGCCAUCCGCCAACCCCAAAUAACUGCCACACGCUCACCGGCAACUGGCCAAAGUGUCACCGGCAAACCGGCCAAUGGCAAAACUUCUACCGGCCAACCCAAAACCGGCAAAACUGCCACAGGCCAAAUCGCCAAGGGCCAAACUGCCCCCGACUCUGUACCACCAGCUCAACCCUCUCAGUCCGCCAGCCCGAGCAUUAGGGACGUACCGGCCAAUGCUACCGGCCAACUAAACAAGGACAGCGGGGGAUCUGAGCCUGCCACACACGGCGAGACUUCAAGCGACAAACCCGCUCAGCAGCUACCACCGAAUGAGACAUUAGAUGAGCCAACCGACAAACCACAAGCCACUCCCGCUGUCGACGCCACACCACCUGAGAAAGACAACUCAGAGAUCGUAUCCAAAUGUAUCAAGUUCAUGGAAGUGGCGACCAGGACUGGUGGUCAAACCAUCCAGUGCAGCCCAGGCGACUCGGCGGCGUUUGCACAGAACACCGAGCCCAGAGAAGCCCUCCGCUCCGAGUUUCUGAAAUCGUUAGAGCAGCUACGCCAGACAGACACCCACACCGACGACACUUCGAUGGAAAGCCUUCUUACCGUCUGUAACAUGAGUAACAUAACAGACCCCGAGACUGCCGACGAGCUGGUGGAAAAGGGAUACCCAGCCCUGUUCGUGAAGAUCUGGAAAGGGGUCUAUCACGACGAUAUAUACACUUCAAAAGCACUGUUGAGACAGUACAUCGUCUACAAUCUUCUGAAGCAAGCCACUAUCAGUUUCACCCACGUCAGUCGCAAGCUGUGCGCGGCUAUGGGCAGCGCCGAGUACGGCAUUGUUCCCCUCAUCGCCAAGGAAUUCCAACAUCCCUUGAUGGAGUUGAGUGCCUUGAAUAACAUGAAGUCGCAGGCCCUUUGGGACUCGUCGAGAGAAACACUGAAGAAGGCAGUCAACGUCUUAGCUAACAUCAUCCGGGGAGACAUCGACAGCAAGCCAGUCUUUCGGGAAGCCGACGUCAUGCCUCAUCUUAAAGCCCUACUCGAAUGUCGCUUCAUGAUCAUGCGUGCUAAAUCGCUCUUCUGUCUUGUGUAUCUUCUCAACGAGGACGAAAAUGAGGCUCUCAACACUACAAGUAGCAACAUUGAGUUCGUUAUCAAGAUUCUUGGCAAGUGUCUUGAUGAAAAGAGUCACUACUCCAGACAUUACACCUUUUCGGCCGAGGUUGUUGUGGGCGGAAUCGUUUACCUAGCAGACAACGACGCCAAUAAGGUCAAGCUGGUUAAGAAAGGCGUCACCGAUUUGCUGAUCAAAAUGUUGAAGACGGACAGCGUGGCUGAGAAGCGCACCGCCGCACAGGCAGUGUGGAAGCUAGCAUUCCACGAAGAUAACAAGAAACUGUUCAAGGAAAACACCGUCUUAAUUACAGUCUUGAAGGAACUUCACAAGAACGAGUCAGAUCCGAAGCUUCUCAAAGCCUGUAAGACUGUCUUGUGGAUGCUAGACGUGAUCGUAGAGAACGCUGAGUCGAAAAGCGGCGGUGGAAACCGGCCUACGACUGCUAGGAGCAAGGCUAGGACAACUGAGAACUCGGACAAGACGUCCGUUGGCGCUCCCGACAAGGCUGAAAAGAACGACCACGACAACGACAAAGAUAUGGCGUCUUCAGACGGCGAUGACCUCGAUGACCUUGAUGACGACAUGCCCCACGUGAUGAUCAGCUACCAAUGGGGUGUCCAGCAGCAAAUGAUCAGAAUCAAAGAGCUCUUGAAGGCGGCUGGGUACAACGUGUGGAUGGACGUGGACAAUAUGGGUGGCUCUACCCUCGAGUCUAUGGCCGCCGCCGUGGAACAAUCUGCCGUCGUGCUUGUGUGCUUUACCGAGAAAUACAAACGGAGCGCCAGUUGUCGAACAGAGGCCGAGUACACCUACAAGCUACAGAAGCCCAUCAUCCCGCUCCGUCUGCAGUCAGACUACGACCCUGACGGCUGGCUGGGCAUCAUGAUCGGCGCCAAGCUGUACGUGGACAUGAGUCGACCGGACAACUUGGAGGAAGACUUCAGCAAGUUAAAGCAGCAGCUUGGCGAGAGAGGCAGGGUGGCAAAGGAAGGCUUGAACAACACACUCAAGUCCACUUUACAAGACCCUCUGAAUACGAGCGGAGAUCAGAAAGGUUUAGCAACAGCCCAACGCGGUGCGCCUACUCGCCGGAACACUAACGCCAAAAACCCCGUCAACCAAGAUCGCCACAUCGACGCCAAGACGGUCUUAACGUGGACCAACGACCAGGUCAACGCCUGGCUGACCAAGCACGGACUAGCGGGGCUCAAGAACCGUUUCGACGGGUACAGCGGACAGCGUCUGCUCGGUCUCAAGACGAUCUCCGCGGAGGCUCCGGACUUCUUCUACUCGGAGCUUAGGAAAGACUUGGGAUUUAAAAGUCUGUUGGAGAUUGUGUCAUUCAAGCAAGCUCUGGAUGAGAUUAUCUGAAAAGGGGUGGGAAACAGCUAGGCCUAGGGGUAAGAAAUAAAGCAGCUGGUUCAUCGCGAACUGCGAAAUAAAUCUUGUACUUUAAAGAAAAAUGUUUUAUAGUUAUUAAUACAAAACGCAAAUACAGGGCGAGUAGAUAAAAUGAAACCAAAAAUGGUGCCCGCCUAUGGUUUAAAGAAGUUAUGCAUUUAGUGCUUUCGAAAUCUA